AUGGCAAGCCCUGCUGAGAACCUCCGCUCCCGUCUGGCGCAGUACGCAUACGCGGGCGCGGGCGCGAGUCCGAGCCCACGCCGAAGUCCUCGCACGACAGCGCCGCCCACGGCCACCACGAGCGGGUAUGUGAGCGAUGACGAGGACUCGGGCCCCAGUACGCCGUCCAAGCCCGCCGCCAUAAGUCCGAGAACGCCCAAGCGCAGACCCGACGGCAGCCUCGACAAGUUCGGGUGGAAGAAGGCGCGCGGGUACGCCAGUCCGGAGAAGUAUGCGCAUCUCCAGCCGAUCGGGGACUGUCUCGCGCCCGAGUUGAAGCUGAUAUUCUGCGGCAUAAACCCUGGCACUCGCUCGAGCAAGCGUGGGCACCACUUUGCGCAUCCCACCAACAAGUUCUGGCGGGCUUUGCAUCUCUCUGGCUUGACACCCCGCCUCCUCUCUCCCGAAGAGGACAGCACGCUUCCCUCCGCGUACAGGUACGGACUGACCAACCUUGUUGACCGGCCCACGGCGGAGCAGAACGAGCUCUCGCCGGCAGAGAUGCGUGCGGCUGUGCUCCCGCUCGUGCGGAAGUUCAGAGCCUACCGCCCACGAGUGGUGUGUUUCGUGGGCAAGAAGAUCUGGGAC
This is a messenger RNA of Cutaneotrichosporon oleaginosum, 627 nucleotides long. RefSeq lists its product as uncharacterized. NCBI's taxonomy places the organism in Eukaryota, Fungi, Basidiomycota, Tremellomycetes, Trichosporonales, Trichosporonaceae. Gene Ontology annotation, biological process: base-excision repair, AP site formation. The record is from RefSeq and is a predicted model, not a curated record. Gene Ontology annotation, molecular function: pyrimidine-specific mismatch base pair DNA N-glycosylase activity; uracil DNA N-glycosylase activity.